This is a messenger RNA of Corticium candelabrum, 1239 nucleotides long. RefSeq names its product calumenin-like. The record is from RefSeq and is a predicted model, not a curated record. Gene Ontology annotation, cellular component: endoplasmic reticulum. Bases 4 to 1035 code for a protein of 343 amino acids. The transcript has 6 exons. Gene Ontology annotation, molecular function: calcium ion binding. Lineage: Eukaryota; Metazoa; Porifera; Homoscleromorpha; Homosclerophorida; Plakinidae.
CGUAUGUUUUAUCUACUAAAGCUCCACUCAUAUCCUCCUGGUCACACUUUGCAUUCGAGAAUGGCGAGAAUCUUGUCGUUGUUUGUCAUUAGCGUGUCCUUAGUGAUAGCACUGGCUAAGCCAACUGAUACGGAGAGCGCCAAGAAACGCGUUCACGAGGAACAAAAACUUUCUGAUGUUGAGCACGAUUUAGAAGGAGAGCACAAUCCGGAUUAUGAUCACGAGGCGUUUCUCGGGAAAGAUGAAGCAAAGACAUUUGAUCAAUUGAGUCCAGAAGAGUCGAGAAACAGAUUGAGAAUUAUUGUGAGGAAGAUUGACAAGGACAAGGACGGGUUUGUAACGGAGCAGGAAUUGAAGGAAUGGGUCGACUACACUCAGAACAAAUACAUCUGGGACGACACUGACCGUCAGUGGAGAGAUCACGACAAGGACGACGAUGGUGCAUUGACAUGGGCUGAAUACAUGAAGACUACAUAUGGAUACGAGUCAGAAAAUGAGCUUGCAGAGAAGACUGACUACAACUACAAGGACAUGGUUCGACGUGAUAAACGACGUUGGGAGAAAGCUGAUCAGAAUGGCGACCAGAAGCUUUCUCGUGAGGAAUAUCGUAGCUACUUACAUCCGGAAGAGUCUGACCACAUGAAGGAUGUAGUUGUGGAAGAGACUAUGGAAGACAUAGAUAAAGACAAAGAUGGAUACUUGUCACUAGAAGAAUAUGUGGGUGACAUGUAUCCACCUGAGGAUCAUGAGGACGGAGUUGAGGAACCAGAGUGGGUGAAGACCGAACGCGAACAAUUCAGUCAAUAUCGCGAUGAGAACAAGGAUGGCAAAAUGGACAAGGAGGAGGUCAAACGAUGGAUUUUACCAGACAACUACAAUCAUGCAGAAGCAGAAGCCAAGCAUCUCAUGUAUGAAACAGACAGCAACAAGGAUGAGAAACUAUCCGAGGAAGAAAUCAUUGAGAAGUACGACGUCUUCGUCGGCAGUCAAGCAACCGACUUUGGCGAGGCUCUCAUUCGACACGAUGAAUUCUAAUUUCUUCCCAACAAUAUCAUGGACACUGAUUACAGCAGUACAGCUGACAAUCUCAAUACUGAUUGUUUGUUGUUGUGUUUGUUAUCUUGAGAGAAAGACUGAGUAUGUCUCUUGUUAACAAGUUGAUAGUCACUUGAACUCUGCUUUGUUUGAAUCUCUCCCUCACUCUAUUAGUCAAAAUUUUCAAAGAAGUUUUUGGAGCAA